This is a messenger RNA of Coniosporium apollinis CBS 100218, 3246 nucleotides long. RefSeq lists its product as uncharacterized. Lineage: Eukaryota; Fungi; Ascomycota; Dothideomycetes. Gene Ontology annotation, biological process: regulation of DNA-templated transcription; telomere maintenance via telomere lengthening. Gene Ontology annotation, cellular component: shelterin complex. The coding region runs from base 1 to 3246 and encodes 1081 amino acids. The record is from RefSeq and is a predicted model, not a curated record. The transcript has 3 exons. Gene Ontology annotation, molecular function: telomeric repeat DNA binding.
AUGACAGACGGUCGCGCGCGCAUCACCUAUGGCGACCUCGACGAGACGAUCGACGUCCGCGGCAGGCUCUUCGAAGGCCUUAAGUUCUGGAUCGCUCAAAGAUGCCCGCUGCGGAACACGUUCGUCGAUAUGGUCAAGAACAAUGGCGGUGUAGUAGUACCGCUUGAGAAACUCGCCGACUACCUCAUCGUAGACCAUGCGCGUAAGGAUACACCGCCGGGAGGCAUCUCGUACCGCUUCAUUGAGCAAUCCAUCAAGGAAGGCAGGCUGGAAGACCCCGAAACACAUCUUGUGGGACAGCCAGUAGGCACCGUUCGCGCUGUCGGCUCAGUGCAGCCGAAGAAGGGCGGGAGGACCCCGUACACCCAGGCGGACGAUCUGGAGCUGUACAGGUGGGUCAAGGGGUGUGAACGGCAGGGCUGUAGUGUUCUUGGCAAUGAGAUAUACAAGCAGCUCGAGGAAAAAAACCCGCGGCACCCGUGGCAAUCCUGGCGUGAUCGGUUCGUCAAGUAUCUUCAACACAGGGCGCCGGUUGGUUAUUCUCCUCAGGAUGAUGAUGCAGCUUCCGACGAGGCAGUGCCUACACAGAGGCGCCUUCGUGAAGUAAAUGAGCGCACCAAUACUCGUAUACCAAAUGGAAGAUCAGAUGCGGCCAAUCCGACUCGGUCACGUGUUCAACCGAGGGAAGAAGGUGAUAUGGAGCAUCAAGUCGGACGACCACGCAGACCUGCUCCUCAUGGCAGAGCUGCUCCACCUCAAUUUACGGCAGUGGACUUCCAUGAGAUUUUGAAGGGUGCCCGGGAGAUCCAGGACACUUCAUUUGAACAUUACGAAGCCGCGUGGGAUGCCUGGGCGGGAGCAUCAAGACCCGGAAUCACCGCAUCGCAGUGGCGCGCGUUCUACGAGAAGAAGGUCCUACCUGUGUACAAGGUGGUAAGGGGCAACACCCGACGUAUUCGGCUCUACAAUGAGUCGGCCACGGCCUGGACAAAGUUGUUUCCAGACGGCACCGCAGAUGAGUGGUUGGAUUACUAUUACAAAAGGGUUCUACCCCGGCUUGAAGGGCUAAAGGACUCUGGCAAGACGCCGAUCGAAGACAAUGUUGGCAGCCAAAGUCCUGAGAGACCUGGCGCCAUCGACCGGUCGCCUUCAAUAAGUCCGCCAACGGAAGCUGUGCCAAGGAGAGCGCCACCAAAAGAAGCUCCGCUAAAAGAGGCUCUGCCGAGAGAGGCUCCGCCUAGUGAAGCUCCGUCGACUCAAACUCUCCUACAAGAAUCUCCGCCAAUAGUGACUCCGCCAACAGUGACUCCGCCAGAAAAGACUCCCCUAAAGGAAGCUCUGCCAAAAGAAACUCGGUUCACAAAAGACCUGCCUGAAAAACCUUCGCCAAAGGAAAAUCUGCCAAAAGUAGCCCCACCAAAGAUAUCUUCUCGAAGAGGAACACUGCCAGCGGAAGCUCCGCCGAAAAGUGACCCGGCACAACCGAUCCCGUCAAAACAAACCCUGCCAAGCGGAGCUCCGCAAAGGGAGCUAGAGCCUCCUGCCCCAGUCCGAAUGAAUGGUACUCAUCGGCGCAUGAGUCCUUCUGUCGUUAUACCUCUGCGGUCAAACCCUCAUAUCAAACCACAGCAAUCACCUCUUUUCGUAUCUGAUGACGUGUCAGCAGCUGAAGAGUCUGACACAGGCAAACCGCGACCGAUGGCUAGGGCUCAUGAGUUCUUCGCAGUACAAUACGAAGAACGCACCAAGGAAGCGCACCCAGGUGCCGACCGUGUUACUCUUUCAAAGAUCCUGCUUGAGCAGUACAAGACUCUUCCAGCGGAGCACAAAGCUGCCUACAUGUCCAUGGAAGCACAGGAUACGGUACGGUGGGAGAGGGAAGUCGCUGCACACCGAGCAUCGAAAAAACGAGUACGCGAAAGCAGCGAGAUCGCAGAGUCUCCGGCCAUGCCAAGAGUGACGCCUAACGGCAAGCGGCGCCGCCUUAGCAAAGAGGACUUGGCCCAGCUGGACGGCCAUAUAAGCGACCAAGUCACGCCGAACAAGACCACCGCGCGGCAGGCCAUAGAGCUGUCCGAAGACGGGGAAGAUAAGGAAGGAUAUAGCUCGGAUGAUACUCAGAUACCAGAAACUCUUGAGCCGGUGUUCACAGAGCAAGCACAGCUUUCCAUCGAAGAUGACGAGACGUUGCCUGAGGGCUUCCCACCGGCGGGAGUCUACACGCAUGAUGAAGAUGAGGUGGAGCGGCUAGUUGCCAUGAACGACACCGACGAGAUUGUCGAAGACACAGAGGCCGCGCCCAACGUGUACAGCUCUGAUGUCGAGGGUGACCAGAGGGCGAUGCCCAUGGAGACGAUAAAUGAGUGGCUAGUAGAGGAUGAAGCUGCAUUACGCGAAAGGCGGGUUGAAGUACUGAAGGAACGCCUACCUAUUGGGACGAUCAACCAGAUGGGACAGCAGACAGGAGAGGCAGACGAUGAAACCGACGAGGACGAAGAAGAAGAGGGAGAGGCCCUGGGCCGUCCUGCCUCCCCCACGCUCUCCCUCCUCGCCGAACCGACUAGACCUCGCGAGAAGCGCGAACACAAAAUUUACCUUCCUUCACCGCUACCUCUCACCUCCUCGCCACCACCAGGACCCCAAAGCACCACCCACUCACCUGCCGCUCGCCGACAUAAGGCCCAUCAACCCCCAUCCUCCCCUCCAGACCCAACGCCCCUAAAUUCAAAUCCGCCAACCACAGGACACCUUCGACCACCAGCCCGCUCACGCCUCCACCACAACCGCGGCCCCUCAUCCCCCCCAGACCCAACCCCUUUCGACGCGCCUCAAACACAAUCAGCCCCAUCUAGCGCUCGCCCACAAAGUCCACCUACCAAGCCGCUAGAAGGCCCAGCCGUAACCGCGCACAUCGACGCACUCGUCUCCGCCGGCCACGACGAGGAGCAGGUCCUCGCGUCUCUCUACCACGGCAGUACGAAUCCACGGCUCGCGGCUGUUGUGCUGGCCUCUAUAGAAGCGGGAGAGGGGGUGCCGGACGACGUGCCAGGUGUUUGGACCGAUGAAGAUGAUGCGGCUGUGGGUGAGGUGGUUGUUGCGGCUGGGCCGAGUGGAGGCGGGGGCGGCCUCAGUGAAGUGGCGUGGAGGCUGGUGGAGAAGCAUGGGCAACGGCGGUGUUGGGAGAGGGUGGGGUUUUUGAAGCAUUGGAAAGGCGAGGUAGAAAGCCAGGCGGAGGGUCAGAGGUGA